AAAUAUAUAAAUAUAUAAAUUAUUCCAUUAUUUCAAUUUUGUAUCAACCGGUAUCUUCUCCUUCAAAAGAUAAUUGUCCAUUAUAUAAAAAUUCCUAUUCUAUUCUUUUUUAUUGAUCUUAUCUGACAGGUUUUCCGUGUGUCACGUGGUUUCUCUCAUUCACGCUCGAUGGUGAGCUAACUCCAUCUAUCUCUCAAACAACUCGUGAACGUAAAUGUAAACACCUUCGAUUGCAUUUUCAACGUGAAAUAAUAUGAAACAUUAAUAAUUGUUUCAUAAAAUCAGAACGUACAGUGAACAGUAAAAUGGAUAUACAGGAGUUUUGCCAAAGAUUACCCAAAGUGGAACUCCAUGCACAUUUAAACGGUUCAUUAAGUGUGAACACGUUACAAAAAUUAUGUAAGAUGCAACGCUCAGGUGGUACUUGCGAUCAAGCUCUUGUGGACAUUACCAAUUUCUCAUCUUUAAACGAAUGUUUUAAGAUGUUUGACACAGCACAUGCAUUGACAAUUACACCGCAGGCUGUAUUUGUUGCUACUUGCGAUGUGAUAAGAGAGUUUCGCGAGGACAAUGUGAUUUAUUUAGAAUUGAGAAGCACACCUCGUGCUGUAAAGGAUUCAAUGACAAAAAUUGAAUAUCUUGAAGCUGUGAUAAAAGCUAUCGAGGCGUCCAAAGCUGAAUUUCCACAAAUUCUUGUAAAACUACUGGUAUCAAUUAAUCGAAAACAAGGCUACGAGUCUGCAGAAGAAAACAUAAAUCUUGCUAUAGAGUUUACGAAGAAGUACCCAGAGUAUGUUGUGGGUAUUGAUCUUAGUGGCGAUCCAACAGCGGGCGAUUCAUUUUUAGAGUUAUUAGAAAUGUCUAGGAAAGUAGGCCUCAGAAUUACGGCUCAUUGUGCAGAGGUGCCAAAUGAAGUGGAAACAAAGGAUAUUCUAAAAUUUAAACCUGAUCGAUUGGGACACUGCACUUGUAUUCAUCCUAGUUUACAAGGUUCUCAGCAAUUGCUUGAUAUGCUAUUGGACUCCAAAAUUCCUGUUGAAUUAUGCUUGACAUCAAACAUUAAAUGUAAAACAGUGCCGUCUUAUAUGCAUCAUCAAUUUAAAUAUCUGUACAAAGUUGGACAUCCUAUAACUAUUGGGACUGAUGAUAAAGGUGUUUUUAACACGUGCUUAUCAAAGGAAUUAGAGAUAUUAAAUUCUGUUUUUAAUAUUGGGCCAAAACAACUUAAAGAACUGUCUAUAUUAUCUGUACAAUACAGUUUUGCAAGUACAGAGGAGAAGAAAAAUUUAAUAGAAAUUAUCGCAAAUUUUGAUUGAUACAUGUACAUUUUUCUAUUUUCUAUGUAAGUUUAUAUUAAACUCUGUAAUAUUUGCCGAUAGUUUUUCAGUAUAAUAUUUCGUGUGUAAUAUUUUUAUAUAUUUUUUUUAAUCGCUCAUGAGAGACCGUCAAGUAAUAUGCGAGCAAAAAUGGUGCGUAUUAUAAAUUGUACUUUAAAUAUGUGACGUAGAGUUGCAUAAUAAUUUAUAUCAAGACUCUUCGCACUUUUGAAGUCGAAUUAAAACGUGCUACGUUCAUGAAUUUUUAUUAUGUAAAAAUAUAAUAUGAAAUGUUGUGCCAAAAUGUAUAAGAA
Molecule: messenger RNA, 1630 nt
Organism: Vollenhovia emeryi
Lineage: Eukaryota; Metazoa; Arthropoda; Insecta; Hymenoptera; Formicidae
Gene: Ada
Product: adenosine deaminase-like protein
Exons: 7
Coding region: 306-1316 (336 amino acids)
Biological process (GO): adenosine catabolic process; inosine biosynthetic process
Molecular function (GO): adenosine deaminase activity
Source: RefSeq, a predicted model, not a curated record